Molecule: messenger RNA, 2946 nt
Organism: Aplosporella prunicola CBS 121167
Lineage: Eukaryota; Fungi; Ascomycota; Dothideomycetes; Botryosphaeriales; Aplosporellaceae
Exons: 4
Coding region: 1-2946 (981 amino acids)
Biological process (GO): microtubule-based movement
Molecular function (GO): ATP binding; microtubule binding; microtubule motor activity
Source: RefSeq, a predicted model, not a curated record
AUGGCGGAUGGGGCUUCGUCGAUUUCCGUGGCCGUGAGAGUGCGGCCCUUCACCAUCCGCGAGGCCGCUCAGCUUGUCAAGACCGACGAUGGGCCAAUGUUCCUGGGCGACGGCAGCUUGGCUGCUGCCCCGCCCAAACUGAACCACAAGGGCCUUCGCCCUGUCCUCAAGGUGGUGGAUGAAAGAUGUUUAGUAUUCGACCCCCCGGAAGACAGCCCCAUGCACCGCUUCUCGAAAUCCGUGGUCCCGAUGGGAAAGAAGGUCAAAGAUCAAACUUUUGCCUUUGACAAGGUCUUCGACGACAACACUACGCAGGGUGAUGUGUACGAGGGGACGACCCGGCCUCUGCUGGACAGCGUGCUGGAGGGUUACAAUGCUACGGUCUUCGCAUACGGCGCGACGGGCUGCGGAAAGACGCACACAAUCACUGGAACUGCACAGCAACCUGGUAUCAUCUUCCUGACGAUGCAGGAGCUCUUUGAAAGGGUGGCCGAGCUGCAGGAGACGAAAUCCACGGAGAUCUCGCUUUCCUAUCUGGAGAUUUAUAACGAGACAAUCCGCGAUUUGCUGGUACCGGGCGGUAGCAAGCAGGGCUUGAUGCUGCGAGAGGACGCCAACCAGGCGGUGUCUGUGGCCGGUUUGACAAGCCACCACCCACAAAAUGUCCAGCAAGUCAUGGAGAUGAUCGUACGCGGUAACGAAUGGCGAACGAUGUCCCCUACCGAAGCCAACGCUACCUCGUCCCGUUCGCACGCCGUUCUCCAAAUCAACGUUGCAUCUAAGGAUCGCAACGCGGGUACCAAUGAGCCGCACACAAUGGCAACACUGAGCAUCAUCGAUUUGGCGGGUAGUGAACGUGCUAGCGCGACAAAGAACAGGGGAGAGCGUCUGAUUGAAGGUGCCAAUAUCAACAGGUCUCUUCUCGCGCUCGGAAGCUGCAUCAACGCUCUAUGCGACCCCCGCAAGCGCAACCAUGUCCCUUACCGCAACUCCAAGCUCACACGACUCCUCAAAUUCUCCUUGGGCGGUAAUUGCAGGACUGUCAUGAUUGUCUGCGUUAGUCCGUCCAGCGCACACUACGACGAGACACAGAAUACUCUCCGGUAUGCAAACCGGGCGAAGAACAUCCAGACCAAGGUGACGAAGAACGUGUUCAACGUGAACCGUCACGUCAAGGACUACCUGAAGAAGAUCGAUGAGCAGCGGCAGAUGAUCGACGAGCUCACGGCAAAGAUGAAGGACUUCGAAGGCUCCGCUUAUGUCAAGUUCAAGAAGCAGAGCGAGAAGCGCGAUGGUCUGACAAAGGAUGGCAUUACUCGGAUCCGGGCUGCGUACGAGCAUGCGGGUGCGGAGCGGAAUGAGCGGACGAACAUGAUGAAGAAGCUGAGGCAAAUUGAGCGCCGCAUCAGCUUGAUUUCGGCAUGGAUUGCUGGGUUCGACGGCAUUUGUGAGAAGAGGGAAGAUGAGGACCCGCCCAAGUCUUUGGCAGCGAUGCGUAAAACGGCGCUGGGCGUCCAGGCUGAGCUGGAAGGCAGCAGGCAGCAUUACCACCAGCGGAUCGCCAAGAACAACUGGGAGCGGGCGGUCGAUACUGCACUGCAGAUGGGUGUGCGGCAAUUGAAGGAGGCCGAGGGAUCAGAUGUCGGCAGCGAGAUCGCCACCCUGCAGCGCGAGGCAGAGUUGCUCAAGUCAAGAGCGGACCGGGAAGCAUACACAGCAGUGCUUGACCAAGAGAGAGGAGGGGAUGCGCCAAUUGUGCAGGUACUUGUUCAGGCACACUUUGAGACUGUGGCCAUUCUUGGCCAGAUCAUGGCAAUGGACGAGGAGGAAGCCAUACGCACAGCAAAGGAUAUGCUGGGCAAGCUAGUCACUUCAAGCACGGACGUAACAUCACAGGUCAUCAAGCCCGAAGGUGGUCUCCCCGUCGUCGAAGCCUUUCCCCCCACGCACCGCGGCACGCCGAAGCGCAGGAAGCCGGUUAACCUGCUGGGUCCGUCGCCGUACAAGGGAAUCCCGCCUCCAGGUUUCUUGAGCCCAGCACGUCCAAGCUUGAUGCCUACCUCGCCCAGUAAGAUCAUCACCUCCCCACGGCGCCGCAAGCUCGGUCCCGCAAAGAAGGGCAUACAGUUCACACCCAAGAAGAAGAGUCCCGUCAAACGCGGCGUGAGGUGGCGGGACGAUACGGAGGACGGGCAACUCGCGGAUUUUACGGAUACGCCCCAAGCCGUCGAGGCCUCCCCCGAGACCAUUAACGCAUCGCAAUCCCUCGAUGCCAUCGUCUCUAGCAAUAACGUUGACGAUUCGUCAGAGCUGAAUUCCUCGCCCAUCCCCGCACCUCCUCAUUCGAGCCUCGAAGUCAAACCCGCGCCGCGCUCCAGCCGCUUCCAGACAGGCUUCCUUUCCAAGAGGGCCGAGAACGGCCCACACAGCUCGCCGCUUCUUCCAGCAUUUAGCUCCGACUCGGAAGUUAGCCCAUUACGCGAGAUGGCCGCCAACAAGGCGCCUCACCAGCUAAUGCGUUCACAGCUGCACGUCGUGUCGGGGUCUCACUCAUCGGACGCGACGCCCAAUGACAGCGAGAAGACAUCAGGGAGCGGCUCUGACGAGGAUAGGAGCUGGCUAGUCGACAACCACGCCGCCGUCUCCAAGAUCCGCACCGCCAUCAAGCGCACGGGCACCGCCACGGCCGGCCACGGGCACAGCGCCAGCGUCGGCGGCAACGGCAUGCGCGUCCGAACCAAGCGCAUCAACAGCCCGCCGAGCGUCCUGCAUGGCCGCCGCACCAGCAUCAGCAAGCAACCCGGCCCCGGCGCGGCGCCUCGCAGGGUUACGAUGAGCGAGGAUAGGGGCAGGGGUGCGGGUGUGACGGGCUUGGCUAGCGGUGGACCCGUGCGUCCAGGUGUGAGGGCUGGUGGGAGCACCGGGUCGAAGAGCGCGUGGCGCUAG